CUCUCUGUCUCCCACCCUCUCUCUCUCCCUCUCUCUCGCGGCUGAACAGACAUCAUGUUUGUUUUGCAGAGGUCGAGUCGGGGGCUUUUCUCUCUCUCUCUCUCUCUCUCUCUAAAUGAAAACACAGCAGGACGACGAUGACGCCGCCGCCGCCGCCGCCGUCUCACCUGAGCGUCUGCAGGGCAACAUUUUGUAGCGUCGCAUUGAAUCGCAUCAUGGUCGUUCUCGGUCAGAUCCUCCGACAGCGGGCUGCCAGCACCGAGCUUCGGUAGCAGCUCCGCGCGCAGCGUGCUCUGCUGUUUAUCAUAAAAAUGGACGGACUCUCUCACGUCAGGAAAAGGCGUCAAUCCGGCCGAUGUGCGUCUGAAUAACUGAUUUUUUCUCUCUCUCCCCUUUUUACGCGUCAAUUGACACAUCUGGAGAGGGGAGACAUAUUAUUCCCCUCGUUUCCCUGCCGUCCACUCAGACAGCUGUGUCAUCAACAACCGGCGUGGUUUUGUUGUUGUCUGAUUUUUUACGAGCCGGGGCAACUGGAUAUUGGCUCAUCUGCGCCAGCCAUAGGCUACUCAAUUACCAAGGUGAGUCGGAGGAGGCUGCCCGUGCCGUACGUCCCCUUCUCCCGAGCCUCCUUCUAUACCAUGAGCUCUGGCUCAGCCCAGGAUGUGGCAGUCGAGAAUUUCCUGCGUGACAUAGAGAGGCGAAGCAAGCGGCUGCACUGCGCUGUGACAGGGUGCGAGGAGGAGCGACCCCGCAGCGACAUGAACCUGCUGUACCGUAAGAGUCGCUUGGACUGGAGGCAGAGGGACCAGGAGGGAAGCAAAAAGAGCUCCACUCAAAAUGACCCUUCAGCGACUGUUGGCAAAGUCCGUGACUUGGCUUCUUUCCGCCGGCAUUUCCGCAUGGGUUUCAUGACCAUGCCAGCUUCCCAGGACCUGUCCCCUCACUCCUGUGCCUCCGCCAUGGCGCCACGCUCGCAGUCCUGCCACGCUGUCGGCGCCGGGGAUACGAGUCUAGAGAACGGAGAUUAUUCUGACACCCAAUCCCAACACUGUGGCCGCUGCCCCCCAGCCAAACCCAAACGUCACCCGACCACUCGCCUCAGCUCCUCAUCCGCUGACAGCAGAGGACCUCCAGAGACGCCGCCACCUCCUCCACCAUCUCACUCCCAGGGCAAACACUCAGAGAAAAAGAAUGCCAUGAAGAAAUCCGACUCUGGAGAGAUUGGAACAAAGAAGGUGCCUCCUUUAAAGCCCAAGAGAAGUCCCAGCACCCAGCUGUCCUUUGACCCACUUCCUCCACGUGUGCCUCCUUCUUCCACAUCCUUGCCUUUCCAGGCUGCAGACUCUCAGAUUCAGACAGGAGAUGGCGAGGAUGAGCCAGUCUACAUAGAGAUGGUGGGCCAAGUGUUCACCAGAGACAGCCAGACAGCCACCCCCCACCCUGUCACCCCUGUGGCCACCACACCUGAUUCUGACUCAGACCAGAGUGAGGCCAUCUAUGAGGAAAUGAAAUACCCGUCCCAGGAGAACAGAGACUCGCACAGACACCUUCCCACCAAACAUGAGAAACUUAAAACUUCGAAACACUACCACGUCACUCCCUCCUCGUCCAGCACCUCCUCGUCUUUGCCACGCCCCUCCUCCUCCUCUCCUUCCUACUCCAAACCCAAAGCUACUGUGUCGAUCUCUCAUUCGUCUCCUCUGCCUUCCUCUGCAUCCUCCACCCCUGUCCCCCAGGUCCUGUCCACUAGUCCACACACACCACGCGCUCCUACUCCUUACCUGCUGCAAGGGAGUAAAUCUGAGGCCGAGUCCAACACAAAGAUUCCAGCUCCUUUCCCUAAUCUUCUACAGCACCGGCCUCCGCUGCUUGCCUUCCCUCAGCCUGCGGCUGCCUCAAGUGGAGUCGGUGUGCAAAAUAAAGCGUCUGCAUCUGUUAAAACAUCCAGUGUGACAACUCAAGCCAGCAUGUCCUCCUCAGCCUCUUCUAAUCUUCCUAUAUCCCUGUCUGGCUCCAAGGAGUCGUCCUCAUCGAGCCAGCAGGACAAACACAGCAGAGACUCCCAGUUAGGCCCAGCUCCUGGUCUGAGAGCCAGGAGUCACUCCACACCUCUGCCUCCUUCCUCCAAAUCCACCUCCCCUUACUCCCAUCACCAUCACCAUCCUCACCAUCGCCCCUCGCACUACCAUCACUAUCGCAAACCAGACAGGGGAGACUCUCCUGCUCCAAAUAAGAGCGGCUCACAGACUUCCAGCCAGGCCACAGUCCAGACCCAAACCUCAAGUACAGGCAGGGAAGGCAAGUCUGUCAGCUUCCUCUUAAAGUCUGAUAAAGGAGAGAGGGAUAAAGAUAGGGACAAGGACAGGGACAAAGAUAGGGACAGAGACAGGGACAGAGACAGAGACAGGGACAGAGACAGAGACAGGGACAGGGACAGGGACAGGGACAGGGACAGGGACAGGGACAGAGACAGGGAGAGAGAGAGGGAUCGGGAUAGAGGCAGAGACAGGGACAGGGAAAGAGACAGAGACAGAGACAGAGACAGAGACAGAGACAGGGAAAGAGACAGAGACAAGGAAAAAGAUAAAGACAGGGAAAAAGAUAGAGAUAAAGACAGGGAUCGGGACAGGGAUCGGGACAGGGAUCGGGACAGAGAUCGAGACAGGGAUCGGGACAGGGAUCGGGACAGGGAUCGAGACAGGGAUCGAGACAGGGAUCGGGACAAGGACGGUCCACGUUCCUUACAGAUGGAUAGUGCUACAGCCAGUAGCAGCCAAAUAUCUCAAAGCAGCACCAGCUCAACCCCUACUUCAUUAUCCUCAUCCCAUCGUCCUCAUUCUCGCCCGCACCUUCGCUCUCACACUCCGCACGGUCUGCCGGCGUACAAGCCGCCCUCUGCAGACAGCCCCCUGCUGUGGACUUACCCGUCCAGUGGCUUUCGGAGACCACCAGCUUAUGACAGUCUGAGAGGAGGCUCUCAGACGCCGUCCCUGCAACAGCCAUCGAGUCUCACUGGUGUAGGUGAGGGGUCAUCCAAGAGUCAUCUCGGGCCUUUAUCCCAUCAUUCAAAAGUCGGCUUCAUGCCUUGGGACAGCAGUGCCAACAUAAUGGCAGAUGAGGGGUCUUACUGGCCGAUGACGAGGAAACUGUCCUUCAGCCACGGGAGCAGAGAGACAGAGAGGGAUGAAGGGCGUGCAUGGAAUGGAAGUGCUGACGCCCUGUUAAGGAUGGAUAAAGACGAGCUGGGGAUGGGUUCUCGAGGAGGACACUCAGGCAUCCCAGUGCACUUCAGCGGCGCCACCAGCAGGGCGCCUGGUCACAGUGAGUCCUUGGCUGGUGUGGAUAACAGCCGAGGAUUCAGAGCCCAGCUGCCCAGAGCAGGACUCCCUCUUCCCUGCCAGACCUUCCCUGCUUGUCGCAACGGAGAAGUGGGGCGGCUGGGCCGUUCCUCCUCUGCUGCUGGAGUGAGACAGGUGGGUACAGGAGACGUCCAGAGGCAGAGCAGUCUACCAGCACGAGAGGCCCUGAAUCAGCUGCAUGGCCUGGCCCAGCCUCAAGCCCCCUGCAGUCCCAGCAGUCCCAGUGUGUCUCGGCAGCAGCAGCAGCUUCAGCUUCACCAGCAGCAGCUGCAGUUAAAGCAGCAGCUCCAGCAGCUUCAGCAGCAGCACCACCUGCAGUUGCAGUUCCAGCAGCUCGCCCAGCUGGCACAGGGACAGCCUCCUGUCGGCGGAGGCACCACCCCGUCCACAGCGCAGACGCAGAGGGACGGCAAGCUGCUGGAAGUCAUCGAGCGUAAACGCUGCCUGUGCAAAGAGAUCAAGGCCCACAGGCGUCCUGACAAAAGCCUGUACAAGCAGGACAGCAUGCCCAUCCUCCCUAGCUGGAGACGGACACCUGAGCCUCGAAAGACUGGCACACCACCCUGCCAAAGGCCACAAGCAGUUGUGUGGGACACGGCGAUCUGAGGUGGACAGGCCAGCAAGUACAGCACUGAAGAGAGACAACAUACACACACACACAGAGAUUGUUGAGAAAUGAAGCGAUGAGGGUUGAAACGGGUCCAGUGACAGGAGUGCUCUUUGAAGGGUUUGUGGUGUGACGGCUGCCACAGAGGAACGAGAGAUUUGAGGCCGCGAAGAGGAAGAGGGUCUGCUCGCUCUCUGACUGCGUGAUAAACUGAAUGGGGUCAGUAGCGAGGGUUAAUGGAGACUGAACUCAAACACAGAUGAUGAAGGAAUUACAAUCAGACUAAUCAAUGUCUUACUCAGCUGAUUUCGCUCUCAACUGCUGUACAUGUUAAGUCGACGUGUUCUAAUUGCCAACAAAGUUUUUUGCCACAAAACGCCAGAAAUGAAAUCACCAACCAAACAAUAAUGAGUGUGAUGUUCUCUGAGAUUGGUGUUGCCAAAUUUUCCUCCUGACUACUUGAGACAUAAGAAUCAUGUACUUUCUCCAGCACACAGUUGUCCAACACACGAGG
Messenger RNA from Solea solea (common sole), 4480 nucleotides. RefSeq names its product neuronal tyrosine-phosphorylated phosphoinositide-3-kinase adapter 1. Gene Ontology annotation, biological process: phosphatidylinositol 3-kinase/protein kinase B signal transduction; neuron projection morphogenesis. Bases 639 to 3965 code for a protein of 1108 amino acids. The transcript is spliced from 7 exons. The record is from RefSeq and is a predicted model, not a curated record. NCBI's taxonomy places the organism in Eukaryota, Metazoa, Chordata, Actinopteri, Pleuronectiformes, Soleidae.